Messenger RNA from Penicillium maclennaniae, 858 nucleotides. It is a transcript of the gene ipp1, whose product is annotated as inorganic diphosphatase IPP1. The record is from RefSeq and is a predicted model, not a curated record. The transcript has 4 exons. NCBI's taxonomy places the organism in Eukaryota, Fungi, Ascomycota, Eurotiomycetes, Eurotiales, Aspergillaceae. Gene Ontology annotation, molecular function: magnesium ion binding; inorganic diphosphate phosphatase activity. The coding region runs from base 1 to 858 and encodes 285 amino acids. Gene Ontology annotation, biological process: phosphate-containing compound metabolic process. Gene Ontology annotation, cellular component: cytoplasm; nucleus.
AUGUCUUACACCGUCCGCAAGGUUGCCCAGCCUUAUACGCUGGAGCACCGUAUCUACAUCGAGAAGGAUGGCAAGCCCGUCUCUCCCUUCCACGAUAUCCCCCUCUAUGCCGAUGAGAAGGAGGGCAUCUUGAACAUGGUCGUUGAGAUCCCUCGCUGGACCAACGCCAAGCAGGAGAUCUCCAAGGAUGAGUUCCUCAACCCCAUCAAGCAGGACGUCAAGAAGGGCAAGCUCCGCUUCGUCCGCAACUGCUUCCCCCACAAGGGCUACCUCUGGAACUACGGUGCCUUCCCCCGCACUUGGGAGGACCCCGCCGCCGUUCACCCCGAGACCAAGGCUCAGGGUGACAACGACCCUCUCGACGUUUGCGAGAUCGGCGAAUUGGUCGGCUACCCCGGUCAGGUCAAGCAGGUCAAGGUCUUGGGUACCAUGGCCCUGAUUGACGAGGGCGAGACCGACUGGAAGAUCAUCGUCGUCGAUGUCAACGACCCUCUGGCCAGCAAGCUUCACGACGUUGAAGACAUCGAGCGCCACCUCCCUGGCCUUCUGCGCGCCACCAACGAGUGGUUCCGCAUCUACAAGAUCCCCGACGGAAAGCAGGAGAACUCUUUCGCUUUCUCCGGCGAGUGCAAGAACAAGAAGUAUGCCAUGGACGUCAUCAAGGAGUGCUCCGAGGCCUGGGAGAAGCUCAUGUCUGGCAAGGCCGACGCUGGUGGCAUCAACCUCGCCAACACCGAGUACGACAACCGCGCCUCCCCGGCCGACGUUGCUGCCGUCCCUCAGAACGAGAACUUGGCCCCUGCCCCCAUUGACGGCAGCAUUGACAAGUGGUUCUUCAUCUCCGGUGCCGCUGUCUAA